AUGAGGCGCAGUGGAACCACCCUCCCCUUCCUUCUGAAUGAGCAGGUUCGGGAACCCCCGGAUUCCUCCUCAGCACCUGUGAGCCCACAGGGCACUGGGAUUGUCCGAAGACGCUUCUCUGGAACUCCGCUGCUGCCACCCCUGUCCAGCCGUCUGGCCACCCCAGGAGCAGACUCCGAGCCUGGAGCCCGCGUGGUCUUCACCAUCGAGGCCCGAGGGGCCGAGCAGAGCCACGGACCGGCCUCGGGCAGCCUGGACCUGGAAAAUGGACUCGCAGGUGGGAGAAGCGCCCUGGAGCCCCAGGCCGGGCCCGGUUUGGGCCGCGGGGCUCCCUCUCAGCACGGCCAGAGGCGGGAAUCCUUCCUCUACCGCUCCGACAGCGACUACGAGCUCUCGCCCAAGGCCAUGUCUCGGAACUCCUCGGUGGCCAGCGACCUACACGGAGAAGACCUGAUUGUGACGCCCUUUGCCCAGGUCCUGGCCAGCCUGCGCGCUGUGCGGAGCAACGUGGCCUCCCUGGCCCACCUGCCCGGCAGAGGGCCAGGCAGGCAGGCGUCUUCUGGGAACCCUUGGACCACAGGUCAGCCUCCUGCACCCUCAGAGGACUCUGGCCACAUGCUGGUGUCUGAGACGCUGGAGGAACUGGACUGGUGCCUGGACCAGCUGGACACUCUGCACACUCGGCACUCGGCCGGGGACAUGGCCUCCAGCAAGUUCAAGCGCAUCCUGAGCCGAGAGUUGACGCACCUGUCGGAGACCAGCCGCUCCGGGAACCAGGUGUCCGAGUACAUAUCCAGGACCUUCCUGGACCAGCAGACUGAGAUGGACCUACCCACGUUGGCCCCCGUGGGGACCCACACCCCCAUGUCCCAGAUCAGUGGCCUACGUGGACCCCCACACCUGGCUGGCCCCUCUGCAGCCACUGUCCCACCUCUUGGGGUUCAGACGGAUCAGGAAGAGCAGUUGGCAAAGGUGCUGGAAGGUGCCCACCGAUGGGGACUUGAUGUGUUCAGGGUGGCAGAGCUGAGCGGGGGGCGGCCCCUCACCGCCGUCGUGUUCAGCAUCUUUCAGGAACGGGACCUGCUGAGAACGUUCCAGAUCCCCGCGGACACGCUCGUGACCUACUUGCUGACCCUGGAGAGUCACUACCACGGGGACGUGGCGUAUCACAACAGCACACACGCGGCCGACGUGGCUCAGUCCACACAUGUACUGCUGGCGACGCCCGCCCUGGAGGCCGUGUUCACAGACCUGGAGAUCCUCGCUGCCAUCUUCGCCAGCGCCAUCCACGACGUGGACCACCCCGGGGUCUCCAAUCAGUUUCUCAUCAACACCAACUCGGAGCUGGCGCUCAUGUACAACGACUCCUCGGUGCUGGAGAACCACCACCUAGCUGUGGGCUUCAAGCUGCUGCAGGGCGACAACUGCGACAUCUUCCAGAGCCUGAGCGCCAAGCAGAGGCGCAGCCUGCGCAAGAUGGUCAUCGACAUGGUGCUGGCGACCGACAUGUCCAAGCACAUGAACCUCCUGGCCGACCUCAAGACCAUGGUGGAGACCAAGAAGGUGACGAGCCUGGGCGUGCUCAUGCUGGACCACUACUCGGACCGCAUCCAGGUCCUGCAGAGCCUGGUGCACUGCGCCGACCUGAGCAACCCCACGAAGCCGCUGCAGCUGUACCGCCAGUGGACCGAGCGGGUCAUGGCCGAGUUCUUCCAGCAGGGCGACCGCGAGCGGGCCGCGGGGCUGGAGCUCAGCCCCAUGUGCGACAAGCUUAGUGCCUCCGUGGAGAAGUCCCAGGUGGGCUUUAUUGACUACAUCGCUCACCCGCUAUGGGAGACGUGGGCUGAUCUGGUGCAUCCAGAUGCCCAGGACCUACUGGACACGCUGGAGGACAACCGGGAGUGGUACCAGAGCAAGAUCCCCCGCAGCCCUGUGGAGCCCACCAGCCCCGAGCGUGGGGGCCCCGAAAGGUUCCAGUUCGAGCUGACUCUGAAGGAGGAGGAGGAAGAAGACGAGGAGGAGGAGGAGGAGGAAGCAUUGGACCAGGAGGAGGCUCUGCAGAAGGGACAGGUCCCGCAAAAACAGGCAGCAGUUUCUAUGCUCGGAGGUUCCACCUACCGCUGGCUCAACCGCGAUGUCAGCCCCUCUGCUCCUUUGGCGAGCCGCCACUGGUCAGAAGGAGAGCGAGCGCGCCUGCUGAUUGGCUGCGCCUCCCGUCACUCAGGGCGCUUUAAACCCUUUAAACCGGGGCAAGCAGCCCCGCCUGACACGGCCCAGGGGCGGGACACGGCCCCGCCCACCGUGGCGUCACGGCUAUAUCUGCAUGACAGGACCCCGCCCAGCGGGCACCGCCGCCGUUUUCUAUUGGAUGCGCUGCACGUCUAUCAGCAAGACCUCUCUGUCCUAUAG
This is a messenger RNA of Suncus etruscus (white-toothed pygmy shrew), 2409 nucleotides long. It is a transcript of the gene PDE4C, whose product is annotated as phosphodiesterase 4C. The record is from RefSeq and is a predicted model, not a curated record. Gene Ontology annotation, molecular function: 3',5'-cyclic-AMP phosphodiesterase activity. The transcript is spliced from 19 exons. Bases 1 to 2409 code for a protein of 802 amino acids. Gene Ontology annotation, cellular component: perinuclear region of cytoplasm; nucleus; cytosol. Gene Ontology annotation, biological process: signal transduction. Lineage: Eukaryota; Metazoa; Chordata; Mammalia; Eulipotyphla; Soricidae.